AUGGGAAGGCCAGUGUUUGUAGCUCCUCUGAUCCUGUUUGCUGUGAUGCUGAUGGCGACCGAGGGAAAAAAUUGUGCAUGCAAUGGGAAAUCAAGAUGUCUCUGCGAAGGAGAAAAAGGCAGCAGGGGAGACAAAGGUUUUCCAGGAGAGCCAGGUCCUCCAGGGGUUGGAGGCCGUCCAGGAUCAGGCGGCCACCGUGGGCAGAUGGGACCAAAGGGCAGCACUGGGCCUGAUGGACCUCCGGGAUCAAAAGGAGAUCCGGGACUUGAAGGCAAAGAAGGAUUUGCUGGGUCUCAUGGCUUACCAGGUGUCCCAGGCUUACAAGGGCCUCCAGGGCCUCCAGGAGCCCCAGGCUGCAAUGGAACAGAUGGAGAUCCUGGACUUCCUGGUCUUCCGGGGCAUUCUGGUCUCGAUGGGAAUCUAGUAAGAAUCAAAAUUAAUUUAUUAUUAUUGUAUGCUCAAAUGCAGUAUUGCGGCAUGAGAACAUCUUUCAUUAAUCCCAGUCUUUUAUUUUAUGGUGCCAUCCUUAAAAUUAAUCAUUUUCUUUUUCAAUUUUUAUGUUACAGGGUCCACCAGGUCUGCCUGGACCUAAGGUGGGCUCGAGGAGCUAAGGGUCAAGAAGGCGCAAGUGGUAUCCCAGGAUCUCAAGGACCAAAGGGCACAGAGGGACCCCGAGGCCCACCAGGGCCACCUGGUCGGGUUAGAGAGUAUCUGAUAGGGAGCCUCGGUGUGUUGAAGGGUGAAAAGGGGGAAAACGGUGAUUUUGGAGAUAAAGGCUGCAAGGGUGAACCAAAUUUUCACAUGAAUUUUGUUCCGACACGCCCCUUACGGUCUUCUUUACAGAUAUAUGGCCCUGUGACACAGCCUCUCAAAGGAUACCAGGGUGAUCCUGGUCUUCCAGGCCAGCCUGGGUUCCCUGGGCGUCAAGGUGUUGUGGGAUUCCCUGGACCUGAUGGACCUUCAGGCUCUGGAUCUGGGACUGCUGUGCCAGGCCCUAGAGGUCGCACUGGCUUGCCAGGCCCCAAAGGGGACCCUGGAGAGCCUGGAGAUAUUUAUCCAGGACGACCAGGUCUAGAAGGGGAUCCUGGUGACCAAGGGCCUCCUGGUGAUCCAGGCCCACCUGGACCUCCUGAAGACAGAAGUAUGUCUAACAGGAUUACCAAGGGUCUCCCAGGCAUGAAGGGAAUGAGGGGUCUGCCUGGACCUAUUGGAUAUGAUGGAACAUAUGGAAUGAAAGGAGAGAAGGGGGAGCCUUGCUAUGAAUGUGAAGGAUCAGGACCUCCAGGACCCCCGGGUCCCCGUGGUGUGCCUGGCAGUCCUGGCUAUAAUGGAGGACCAGGUAGCAAAGGCGAUCCAGGGUUCCCAGGACCUCGAGGUUCACCUGGAAGCCAUGGUCCCACUGGUGAACCAGGAUUUCCUGGCCCUCCAGGACCAAAAGGGGACUCAUAUUCCUACAACACUCCGGGGAUAAAGGGUGAAAAAGGAGAGCCAGGACAGCCGGGCCGGCGGGGUCCAGAUGGCAUCCCUGGGUCUCCCGGAUUACCAGGUCACAAAGGCAGUCAAGGGCUUCCAGGAGAUUCAUAUCCCUACCUUGGUGCUGCUGGAGAUCAUGGUUUCCCAGGCCAGCCAGGACUUCCAGGCAGCCCAGGACCAGUUGGCUACCCUGGGCCAGGAGGUUAUGGGCCUGAAGGAUUUACAGGAAGUAAGGGAGAUUCUGGGGUACCUGGCCUGCCAGGACAGCCAGGAUUUCCAGGCCAAAAGGGGGAGCCUGGCCACAUCCACCUCAAAGGACUUCCUGGACCACCUGGAAUUAAAGGACGACCUGGUUCACCAGCAGGCCCAGGUUAUCAAGGGGCGCCAGGUUCUCCAGGAUCACCAGGUGUUCCAGGACAGAAAGGGGAACCAGGCAGUGUGUCAGUUCCUGGGCAGCUGGGGUUACCAGGAAGGAAAGUGCUGUGUAUGUUUUUUUAUGAUCAGGGUGAGGGUGGCCUUGGGUAUUCUGGCCCUCCAGGCCCCCAAGGGCGUCCAGGUAAUGAUGGAGAUCCUGGGCCAGUUGGUAAUCCUGGGUUCCCUGGCCAACCUGGAAAUCCAGGACCAGGAGGCAAUCCAGGGUUUCUAGGAGAAAAAGGAAGAAAAGGCCUUGUAGGUCCUCCAGGACUGCCUGGUAGCAAAGAUUUAUGUGAAACUUUACCUGGACAUCGGGGACCACCAGGACCAGAUGGUUAUCCAGGACCUCCUGGACUUAAUGGUUUGCCAGGUGAGAAGGGAAAUAUAGGUUUACCUGGGUUUGGUCGUCCUGGAGCACCUGGUCAGCCUGGUGUCCCUGGACCAUCAGUGUCGGGUCCAAGUGGGCCUCCUGGACCGACAGGGAUUAAAGGACUAACUGGCGUGCCUGGUCAACCAGGACUGAGAGGGGACCCCGGACCAGACGGACCAUCAGGAUAUGGACCAGAAGGGCUGCCUGGAAACAGAGGGGCACCAGGUCAAAGAGGUGACACUGGCCGACUUGGAGCCAGAGGUCCUCCAGGUUUUCCAGGCCUGCAAGGACAACCAGGCCCCAAAGGUCUUCAAGGGCGCCCAUCACCACCGCAAAACUUUACUGGAAGCCCAGGAGAUAAUGGUGGACCAGGUUACCCUGGUCUAGCUGGUCCCGAUGGAGAGCCAGGAUACAAUGGACCAAAAGGGCAGCGAGGAAAACAAGGACUACCAGGGAAUCCUGGACAAAGAGGUUCUCCAGGUGUUCCAGGUAUUGAUGGAUCAGAGAUUUUACCAGGAAAUCCAGGACCUCCUGGACCCCAUGGAGAUCCAGGACCAAGAGGCCCUCCAGGGUACAAGGGACUUAAAGGAGAUCCAGGACUCCCUGGAGGACCAGGACCUAAUGGUGCUCCAGGGUUACCUGGUUACAAAGGACCUGUUGGAGAACCAAACUACCAAGGUUAUGGCCCACCUGGGCCAAAAGGACGAAAGGGUGAACCAGGAAUAGUUAACACUUUUGUGAUGAAGGGACACAAAGGAGAACCUGGGAUUGGAGGUUCACUAGGUCUACCAGGAAACCGCGGAGCCAAAGGAAACCCAGGAUCCAUUGGAGCAAAUGGUUCCCCAGGCUAUCAAGGGCCAAAAGGUUCAGAUGGCCCUCCAGGGGGCAAAGGACGCCGAGGGCCUAUUGGACCAGCAGGUAACCCGGGUCCACCUGGUGGCAUUGGUUAUCCAGGUCCUAAAGGCAACCAGGGCCAUGAUGGGAUCCCUGGGCCACCGGGGCAGAAAGGAGACACUGUUGUAAUUCCAGGGACACCAGGGAGGCGCGGUGCACCAGGUCUACCAGGUCCUUCAGGGGUGCCUGGUCUUCCUGGCCUCCCUUCUACAGGUACCUCUGGACCAACAGGAGACAGGGGACGUCCAGGCCCACCUGGUAAUGUGGGUCCAAGAGGGCCACCGGGAGCAGAUGGGCCAUGUAUUUCUGGGUCUAAAGGAGAUCGUGGUCGCCCUGGCAACCCUGGAAGCAGAGGCUAUCCUGGCCCACGUGGUCCUCCAGGUCCCGCAGUGCCUGGGUUAAAAGGAGACAGAGGGGAUCCAGGGUUUUCAGGGAGUCCAGGUUAUAAUGGACAACCUGGAGAUCCAGGCCCUGAAGGGCCGCCUGGUCCAAGAGGCAGACGCGGAGACACUGGGCCAAGAGGUGAUUCUGGUCCUCCCGGAUAUCAAGGGCCCUAUGGUGACAAAGGAGACCCCGGAUACAUCCCAGGUCCACCUGGUUUUCCUGGAGCCAAAGGUUUUCCUGGACGACCAGGUCUUAAAGGUGAACCAGCAAUUGGCAGAGCGAUAUAUGAACCAGGACCUCCUGGCAUACCUGGUCCCCCAGGCAAUCGAGGGCCCCCAGGGAGCACUGGUCCCUCAGGACCAUCAGGGCCCCCAGGCCCGUCAGGUGUCAAAGGGAGGCAGGGUUCCAGCCCACCUGGCCAGCCUGGAUUUACUGGACGCAAAGGAGAGAAAGGAAGAGCAGGACUGCAAGGUCCAGAAGGCAGACCUGGAAGCCCAGGAGUCAAGGGUCCAACCGGUUUGCCCGGCAGAGGGGGUCCAGGUUAUGUGGACAGUUUCAUGAUUGUCAGACACAGCCAGAGCAUCCGGGUCCCCGUCUGCCCUUAUGGCACCAGCCUUAUAUACAGUGGUUACUCCUUCCUCUUCAUCAAUGGAAAUGAGAGAGCUCAUGGUCAGGACCUUGGCACCACAGGGAGCUGUCUGCCUCGCUUCACCACCAUGCCCUUCCUGUUCUGUGAUACAGAAAGUACCUGCCGCUUUGCUUCUCGUAAUGACUAUUCGUACUGGUUGUCCACUGACACACCUAUGCCUGCAGACAUGGUUUCCAUCACUGGGGACAGACUGGCUUCCUACAUUAGCAGGUGUUCAGUGUGUGAAACCACCUCCAGUGUCAUCGCCAUCCACAGCCAGACAACUGUAAUACCACAGUGUCCCAGAAGCUGGGAAUCCCUUUGGACUGGGUACUCAUUUGUCAUGCAAACAGGUGCAGGAGCAGAAGGAUCCUCCCAGCCCCUGGUUUCUCCUGGCUCAUGUCUAGAAAAUUUCCGCCAAGUGCCCUUUAUCGAGUGUCACGGCAGGGGAACGUGUAACUACUACCCUGAUUCCUAUAGCUACUGGCUGGCCUCCCUCGACCCGAACAACAUGUUCAGUAAACCGGUUCCUCAGACAGUGAAGGGACCUUCUCUACAAAGUGUCAUCAGCCGAUGCCGGGUCUGCAGGAAACCACAGCAACACAACACGGGUGACAGACGAGGGGACACUUUUUAACAAUAAUUAUGUCGAUUUCCGGUGUCAUUUAAAGUAGAGAAAUAUGAGAAAUGUGAGAUAAUGCUGUGUAGGUAGUCUGUGUUGUGUGUUUCUGUUUUUUAAACUGCUGUGUUCCUGCCAGAAAUCUGUGUUUACGAGUCUUCAACAGUCACCUUUAAUGGCAGUUGUUUUAAAAGCUCUGAUGAUCAUGUGCAUUACUCAAAGUCGUUAUGUGUUACAGCUGUAGAGUGCCGCAGGUGUGCAAUUAUUUGAGUGUUGCAAAGUGUUUUUCUCCGCAGAGGCGCGCAUUCUAUUUUAGACGUUUCAUCUGCGUUCUUCCCUUUCUCACUUUAUUUUGUUAAAACAACCAAGUGACGUGUUGAAAAGAAGGCGUCUGUUACCAAGACAAAUCUAAAUUGUGACAAUGUAUACCUUAACUGAUAAAAACACAACACCUACACCACCCAUUUGCAUUUUCCAUUUAACACCAAAAGGUGUUGUUGUGUGUUUUCUUUUAAUCCAAAUGUCCUUAUUUGUGCAACCCACAGCCAGUGUAAUGAUAAAUAACUAACCCACCAUAUCACUGACAUGUAUUCGGUGCUUCAUUCCAAGUGAUCCAAGAGGGCCGGUGCCGUCCUGUCAGUGAAGGAUGUAAGAAAUAUAUAAUUAGGACAAAAUAAAUGGCAGUUGUGUUCCUGUGACACCUGGAUGUUGUAAAUGUGAUGCUUGCUUUGGGAUUCUGAUGUGUUCUCAGACACAAAUAUGCAGGCAUUUUCACCCUCACUCUAAAGGCAGUUGUUUUGAUUUCAGUAUGUGAAAUGGUGCAUGGAAAAGAUUAAAUUCCAUGACUCAUACUGCCUGCAACUUUUUCCAAUCCAUUUCUAAAUCUGCUGUGGGGAAGCAACGCUGCAAUCAAAACGGGGCCGUCUCUGUAGCUUUGGGACAAAAAAAUCAGAUCUUAAGAGGAAAUAUUUUAAGCUGUUUUUUUUUUUUAAAUGAUUGUUACUGCUUUACAUUAUAUAUCUCUAUUUGGGUUUUCAAUUAGUGAAAGGUCUGUUAAUAUAAUUAAAAAUAAAGAGAAAUAAUGAUUA
Messenger RNA from Acanthochromis polyacanthus (spiny chromis), 5870 nucleotides. RefSeq names its product collagen alpha-1(III) chain-like. The coding region runs from base 1 to 4800 and encodes 1599 amino acids. NCBI's taxonomy places the organism in Eukaryota, Metazoa, Chordata, Actinopteri, Pomacentridae. Gene Ontology annotation, cellular component: basement membrane; collagen trimer. Gene Ontology annotation, molecular function: extracellular matrix structural constituent. The record is from RefSeq and is a predicted model, not a curated record. The transcript has 44 exons.